This is a messenger RNA of Eublepharis macularius, 2172 nucleotides long. Its product is annotated as adenine nucleotide translocase lysine N-methyltransferase-like. Gene Ontology annotation, biological process: peptidyl-lysine trimethylation; positive regulation of proton-transporting ATP synthase activity, rotational mechanism; regulation of mitochondrial ATP synthesis coupled proton transport. The coding region runs from base 41 to 688 and encodes 215 amino acids. The record is from RefSeq and is a predicted model, not a curated record. The transcript is spliced from 6 exons. Gene Ontology annotation, cellular component: mitochondrion. Gene Ontology annotation, molecular function: protein-lysine N-methyltransferase activity. NCBI's taxonomy places the organism in Eukaryota, Metazoa, Chordata, Lepidosauria, Squamata, Eublepharidae.
AGGGGGAACAAACCAAGUAUCCGGGAUAGAUAAAGAGGACAUGGAUCCUGAGGAUACAGAACAGCUGGCUGCUGAGAUGCGUGGAAAGACUGUCGAUGGCUGGGGCCUACUGCAGAUUGCCGCCGGGACUGGUCUGGCUGCCUAUGUUGUGUGGGCAGGAAUUCUCAUGCCUGGGUUCCACAAAGUGCCUUUAAAAUUACAGGUGCCAUAUAUUCCAGCAAGUGCCAAACAAGUGGAGAACGUGAUGCUGCUACUGGAAGGCCGCUCUGGAAAGAUGGUGGAUUUAGGAUCAGGAGAUGGCAGAAUUGUCCUGGAGGCCUACAGACGAGGCUUCAGACCUGCUGUCGGCUACGAACUCAAUCCGUGGCUGCUGCGGCUGUCCAACUAUCGUGCCUGGAAGGCUGGGUGCUACAGCAAGGUUUCUUACUGCCGAGAGGAUCUGUGGAAGGUGGAUCUGUCAGACUGUUUUAAUGUAACUGUGUUCCUGGCACCUAGUGUGCUGCAGCUUCUGGAAAGAAAGCUGCUCAUGGAACUUCCCGACGAGGCCCGAGUGGUAGCCGGGCGCUUUCCACUGCCCAGCUGGCCUCCCACACGUGUGGCUGGGGAUGGACUGAAUAAAGCCUGGGCCUAUGACCUCAAGCAGGUACGGCAAGCCUGGCAGGACAAUACGGAAGGAACCUCAGUAUAAGAACUGAAGCCGAUGGAUGCCAUUCUUGCCUACUAAGGAAGGUUGGCCCUUUGUUCAGCCAAAGGUCUCUUGAAGUGCCGGUUGCAAAGGGAGCAGAGAGGGAAUGGCAACGUGUCAAUCUGGCCGGCCAAACCCACGUGAUCUGGGCUUCUCCCAAUCGCAGUCCUGUCUGGCUGAGGAUGCCAGUUCUGGAGAUUCCCUUGAGCCGUUGCCCCAAAAUGGGGCAGGCUAAUUGAUGGGGUUUUAAUGCACUUACUUGUUUUAAUUUAUUUGCAGUGAGCUCUCCCAAUAUAUGCGGUACCUUGGGAAGCGACGUUUUAGGUCUAAUUAUCACUGAGGCGGUGCCUUUCUGUGUGGCCUUUCUCAUUUUGGACAGUAGGGGAGGGCUUACUUGAUCCUCUCAUGCAAAAAGAAAAUCCCUGCACAUAGAAAGCAGGCAAGUCAGAGGCUCUCUACACGAGACAUCAGACACGUGAAGAACACGUGUCGGGAGAUGCAAAUGUCAGCCGGGAAGGGAAAUUUAAAAAGAGAGAGCCGGCGGCAGGGCAAAGGCUUUGCUAUACUCUGGAGCUGUGUGAAGGAGCGGUGAAAUGCCAGAAGGGAAACGUUAGCCCAGUAUAACUGCUCCAGGUCCAAGCCUACUGGAAGGCAGCUCCAACCAGUUCCAUUCCUGGCUGCCCUCUGGUUGCGAUCCCACACAGUUUGACUGGACAGGUGAAAUUGACAGAGCCUUCUGGGAGGGGAAGAUGAAAUUAACAAGCCCUCUGAGGAGCGAUCUCCGCCAGCUCUGUCUUUUUAAACUACCCUUCCCGGCUAUCAUUGCAUCUCCCUACACUUGACCAACACGUGCCGAGGUGUCUUGCGUAGAGAGACUGUCAGAGAUACGGCUAGAACACUCCUGCCUACCCAGCCAGUUUUCUAGGUGUGGGGUGUCUGUGUGGACAGAGGCAUUUCCAGUUGUUCAUUCAAUCUGAUGAGUGGUUGGGGUGUCUCUGUUGCCAUAGCAGUAGGGCAGCUUCAUCGUUUCUCUGUGUUUAAUUGGCCUCUCCCCAUACUUGGGACCACCUGAGCACAGGCCCUUCCCAGGAAAUGUUGCUACUUACCCUUUGUAGUUUGUAAUUAACAGGUUGAGAAUGGACUCGGUGGAUCAAGUUCAAUGUCUCCGUUUGUUUAAAAACAGAUUAUUUUAUAUACUUUAACUGUGAGCUUCUUGUAACACACUAGUGGUUCUCUCAGAGAAUUACUGAGCUAGAAAUUCAUUUUAAAAGAAACAGAAAAGGUUGUGGUUCCUGGGAUGCUGAACUGUGCAUGAAAAUAUUGUUUUACUGUGCUUGUGUGAUAGAGGUUGCUGAAACCAUAUAUUGUUGCUUUAAAAAGCCACCCCACAAAAACCAAACUCUGCUUUGGAAACCAAUGCAAGGGCAUAAACUUCAGCAGUAAAGGACAAUUGCUUGGAGUAUGUUUGGGGGAGGAUACAAAUAUUA